GGGCUUGUCCUACGCCCUAGCGCCUUUGGUUGCUGGAAAGAACAGGAUGGAUCUGGUGCUGAGAAAAUGCCUUCUCCAUGUGGCUGUGAUGGGUGCUCUUCUGGCUGUGGGGGCCACAGAAGGACCCAGAGACCGGGACUGGCUUGGUGUCUCAAGGCAGCUCAGAACUAAAGCAUGGAACAGGCAGCUAUAUCCAGAGUGGACAGAAAGCCAGGGGCCUCACUGCUGGAGAGGUGGCCAGGUAUCUCUGAAGGUCAGCAAUGAUGGGCCUACACUGCGUGGGGCAAACGCCUCCUUCUCUAUUGCCCUGCACUUCCCUGAAAGCCAAAAGGUGCUGUCAGAUGGGCAGGUCAUCUGGGCCAACAACACCAUCAUUAACGGGAGCCAGGUGUGGGGAGGACAGCCAGUGUAUCCCCAAGAACCUGAUGAUACCUGCAUCUUCCCCGAUGGGAGGGCCUGUCCGUCUGGCCCUUCACCUCAGAGAAGAAGCUUUGUUUAUGUCUGGAAGACCUGGGGCCAAUACUGGCAAGUUCUCGGGGGCCCAGUGUCUGGACUGAGCAUUGGGACAGGCAAGGCAGUGCUGGGCACACACAUCAUGGAAGUGACUGUCUACCACCGCCGGGGGUCCCAGAGCUACGUAUCCCUCGCUCACUCCCGCUCAGCCUUCACCAUUACUGACCAGGUGCCCUUCUCUGUGAGCGUGUCUCAGCUGCAGGCCUUGGAUGGAAUGAACAAUCACUUCCUGAGAAAGCAACCUCUGACUUUUGCCCUCCGGCUCCACGACCCCAGUGGCUAUUUGGCUGGGGCUGACCUCUCCUACACCUGGGACUUUGGAGACAGUACUGGGACCCUGAUCUCUCGGGCACUUGUGGUCACUCACACUUACCUAGAGUCUGGCCCAGUCACUGCACAGGUGGUGCUACAGGCUGCCAUUCCUCUCACCUCCUGUGGCUCCUCCCCAGUUCCAGGCACCACAGCUGGGCAUGUGCCAACUGCAGAAAUCGUGGGCACUACACCUGCUCAGGUGCCAACUGCAGAGCCCUCUGGAACCACAGCUGUGCAAGUACCAACUGCAGAGGGCACAGGUACCACAGCUGGCCAAGUGCCUACUGCAGAAGUCGUGGGCACUACACCUGCUCAGGUGCCAACUGCAGAGCCCUCUGGAACCACAGCUGUGCAAGUACCAACUGCAGAGGGCACAGGUACCACAGCUGGCCAAGUGCCUACUGCAGAAGUCGUGGGCACUACACCUGCUCAGGUGCCAACUGCAGAGCCCUCUGGAACCACAGCUGUGCAAGUACCAACUGCAGAGGGCACAGGUACCACAGCUGGCCAAGUGCCUACUGCAGAAGUCGUGGGCACUACACCUGCUCAGGUGCCAACUGCAGAGCCCUCUGGAACCACAGCUGUGCAAGUACCAACUGCAGAGGGCACAGGUACCACAGCUGAGCAGGUACUAGCCUCAGAAGUCAUAAGUACCACACCUGCAGAGAUGCCAACUGCAGAGGCCAUAGGUACGACACCUGAAGUGUCAACUGCAGAACCCUCUGGAACCACAGUUGCACAGGUAACAACUACAGAGCUGGUGGAGACCACAGCUGGAGAGGUACCCACCCCUGAGCCUGACAGUCCAGAUGCCAGCCCAUUCUUGUCUACAGAAGGUAUUACAGGCUCCCAGAGCCCCCUGCUGGAUGACACAGCCACCUUAAUCCUGGUGAAGCGACAAGUCCCCCUGGAUUGUGUUCUGUAUCGAUAUGGCUCCUUUUCCCUCACCCUGGACAUUGUCCAGGGUAUUGAGAGUGCUGAGAUCCUGCAGGCUGUGCCAUCCAGUGAAGGAGAUGCAUUUGAGCUGACUGUGUCUUGCCAAGGCGGGCUACCCAAGGAGGCCUGCAUAGACAUCUCAUCGCCAGGGUGCCAGCCCCCUGCCCAGCGGCUGUGUCAGCCUGUGCCACCCAGCCCAGACUGCCAGCUGGUUCUGCACCAGGUACUGAAGGGCGGCUCGGGGACCUACUGCCUCAAUGUGUCUUUGGCUGAUGCCGACAGCCUGGCAAUGGUCAGCACCCAGCUUGUCAUGCCUGGUCAAGAAGCAGGCUUCGGGCAGGCUCCCCUGUUCUUGGGCAUCUUGCUGGUAUUGAUGGCUUUGCUGCUCGCAUCUCUGGUAUAUAGGAGAAGACGUACAAAGCAGGGCCGAGCUCUCCCCCUUCCCCAGCUGCCACCCGGCAGAACCCAGUGGCUACGUCUGCCCUGGGUCUUCCGUUCUUGCCCCAUUGGUGAGAGCAGCCCCCUCCUCAGUGGGCAGCAGGUCUGAGUACUCUCACGUGAUGUCAUGAUUUACCCAGCGUGGACAGCAAUGCCUAUCUUUUCUCCAGUCUUCCCUUGGAAACUACCAUUGCCUGAAAUAAAGACUCAGAACCUGGA
Messenger RNA from Orcinus orca (killer whale), 2418 nucleotides. It is a transcript of the gene PMEL, whose product is annotated as premelanosome protein. The transcript has 11 exons. Bases 47 to 2308 code for a protein of 753 amino acids. The record is from RefSeq and is a predicted model, not a curated record. Gene Ontology annotation, cellular component: melanosome. Gene Ontology annotation, biological process: melanosome organization. NCBI's taxonomy places the organism in Eukaryota, Metazoa, Chordata, Mammalia, Artiodactyla, Delphinidae.